Molecule: messenger RNA, 732 nt
Organism: Stylophora pistillata
Lineage: Eukaryota; Metazoa; Cnidaria; Anthozoa; Scleractinia; Pocilloporidae
Product: ubiquitin-like protein 3
Molecular function (GO): protein binding
Source: RefSeq, a predicted model, not a curated record
UUUCGUGCUCUGGUGCCCACAGUAGCAGAAUAAAGAUUUACCGACUUUAUAAGCGAUGUAAAUUACGACAAAAGUCCCUACUUUGCUUUCCUUUUCGUGGGAAAGUCACAGAGAUCAAUUCCUUGGGAUUUUUGCCCAGUUCAAGUUCAGCUUUGGUGAAUAAUACCGCUACUCGUUGCCCAGGAUGGGUGACAGUGUUACUGCAAGACAUAGAGCGAUACCGGACGAUAAAAUAUGUUUGCGGUUGAUCCUGGUAUCUGGCAAGACACAUGAAUUUUUAUUUUCACCCAGUGACACAGCAUAUUACAUAACACAGCAUGUCCAUGAUAACUGGCCUGAAGGUUGGAAGGAUGAAGCAGUCAGUUCCCACAAUAUUCUAAAACUUAUUUAUCAUGGACGAUUUUUACACGGAAAUGUGUCUUUAGGAGCACUUAGUCUUGAGCCUGGUAAACGCAGUGUGAUGCACCUCGUAGCAAGAGAAAACUUACCUGAACCAGCCACACAAGGUCAAAGAAAUCGUGAGAAAACAAGUGAACAAAGCUGUUGUUGUACAAUUGUUUGACUCUUAGUUUAACUUUUUAGAUGCUGAAGAAGUGAUCCACUCUGUGUUCACUUCAAUAGACUUGCAAUUAAAAAUGUUCAGAGUGUAACUCAACCAUAAUUUAGAUAAUCAGUGUGUACAUGCAUGUAAUUAUACUUGUGAUUUAAGAUAAACUCAAAACACUUUUAUGA